AUGAAUUUCAUUCUCAACAUCCUCCUCCUCUCCGGAUUCAUCGCACUUUGCCAAGCAGCUUGUAAUGUCUGCAACUGCAAUGCUCCUCCAACAAUUUUCGACGAGGCACAGUUCAAUGCUGUAGUUAAAAAUUCCGGAAAUCCCGAAAUCAGAACAUUCAUUGAGGCAACUAGUCAUAAAAUCACUGACUGUGUCGUCACGUUGGAUUGCGAUUUCGGUGACAGUUAUGAGGAGAAUCGUAUCGUUUACCUGACUGCGGAUGGAGGAGAAUCGUACUCCUUGAAUCUCAAUGAUAUGGUGUGCGUCGAUGGAUCCAAGUGGACUGCCGACGGAAAAGAAGUUACCGCUAUUGGAUGCUACGGAAAACAAUCCCCUGAUUUCGGUGAAUAUUGA
This is a messenger RNA of Caenorhabditis remanei, 393 nucleotides long. RefSeq lists its product as uncharacterized. The record is from RefSeq and is a predicted model, not a curated record. The coding region runs from base 1 to 393 and encodes 130 amino acids. The transcript has 2 exons. Lineage: Eukaryota; Metazoa; Nematoda; Chromadorea; Rhabditida; Rhabditidae.